AUGAAUGCAAGUAAUACUAGUAGUAUUUUGUUCUUUACCAGGAUAUCUAAGGAUGAUUACCUCAAUUCAGAGAGACAGAAGAAAUUUCACUAUCCAACACUGAUUGAUAUAAAUGGAUUCCAAGAUAUAUUCCUAGAGAAAUUAAUAGUCUUACUUAGAUAUGUCUUAUUUGGUCUGAUUACAGAUAAACACGAACUGUUAGAUGCACUGAAGUUUUAUGGGUAUAAUGACAUCAAACAGGCAAUGACAUAUUUAUCAAAACAGGAAAAAAUGAGGGUGGACGGUCUUACUGUUGUGACUUCGGCCGUCUCUUCUCUGCCUCAUAAUAUCUUAAAUGCAGUUAAGCAGGUGGCAGUAAAAGAGAUGGAAGUUCCGGUGUUUGGAGUGCUAACAGAACUUGACAAAGUAAACGACUGGGAGGCACUUGCAAUAAAGAAGAAGGAAUUCUGCUCCAAACUAGGGCUCCCAGAAACUCGACUGCUUCUAUGUACUAACUACUGCGAUGAUUACGACAAAUGCUCUGGGAAUUCCCGUCUGAAUCAAGUUCAUCCGGAGCUAGAUGUUCCCAUUUUAUCCUUUAUGAGACAGGUUUGUGAUAUUGUAAACAUCCAUACAAAAUUGGAAGUAAUCCAUUCUAGUGAAGUUAUAUUGUGUAGUGCAUUACAAGGACCACGAAUGAGAGCCCAGUUACAAGGUGCUUCUUCCCGAAAUGAACAAGAACUGGUCACUAUGGAAUAUUCAAACUUUGUAUAUAACUCUGGACCUGUCUACAGUGACCUGGCACUCGCCAUGGGUUUGACAACCUGUCUACCCAACAAUGUGCCCACCAACUUGUCUGAUGGCUGGGCAGGGAAACAACGAGCCAGAUGUGUUCACAACCCUCCCACUCAUCCCUCCGGACCCGCCACAGACAUCGAUAUGAUGUUCCUCCAUUACUUUACAUUAGGGGAUACAUUUCCCUUCCCUUGA
This is a messenger RNA of Saccostrea echinata, 969 nucleotides long. RefSeq lists its product as uncharacterized. Lineage: Eukaryota; Metazoa; Mollusca; Bivalvia; Ostreida; Ostreidae. The coding region runs from base 1 to 969 and encodes 322 amino acids. The record is from RefSeq and is a predicted model, not a curated record. The transcript is spliced from 5 exons.